GGAAGAGAAAACUUCCACCAGCCGUCUCCAAACCGCCGCAUUCCUCCGCCACAUUACCACCGGCCAGCAGUGCAAAAUUACCAAACCACCCUUCUUCAUAGAUUUUGAGAAUUAGAAUAAAACGAUGCAAAACCCAGUGGUUCUGUUCAAAUUGCCGCAUUUGCCCUCGUGGCGACUUUCUUAUCACUCGCCAUUUUUCUCACUCUUCAUUAGACACAAAAAGCUCAGCAAAGCGAGAAGACCGAGAGAGAGAGAGUGGAGUGGCAGUGGCAAUAGCAGGACCAGAAGUUGCAGUGGUGGUGGGGUCUGGGCAAUGCCUUGCUCUGCAAUCGGCGGUACUGGCGGAGGCGGUGGCGACGGUAAUGGUGCUCUGACCAAUUUCAAGCUGAACGAGUCCACAUUCUUGGCCUCCCUCAUGCCGAAGAAAGAAAUUGGCGUGGAUCGAUUCAUCGAUGCGCAUCCCAACUACGACGGCCGCGGCGCCCUCAUCGCUAUCUUCGAUUCUGGAGUGGAUCCAGCUGCUUCUGGAUUACAAGUUACAUCUGAUGGAAAGCCGAAAGUCCUAGAUGUUCUUGAUUGCACCGGGAGUGGCGAUGUUGAUACUUCGAAGGUAGUCAAGGCCGAUGGCAACGGUUGUAUUCCUGGAGCUUCAGGAGCAUCUCUGUUUGUCGACUCUUCAUGGAAAAAUCCUUCUGGUGAAUGGCAUGUGGGCUAUAAGUUGGUAUAUGAGCUAUUUACUGAUACAUUGACUUCUCGCUUGAAGAAGGAAAGAAGGAAGAAAUGGGAUGAACAAAACCAAGAAGAAAUUGCCAAGGCUGUUAAAAAUCUUCAAGAAUUUGAUCAGAAACACAGUAGAGUGGAUGACGUUCACUUGAAAAGAGCUCAGGAGGACCUGCAAAAUAGAGUUGAUUACCUACAAAAUCAAGCUGAUAGCUAUGAUGACAAAGGGCCUGUCAUAGAUGCCGUUGUAUGGCAUGAUGGAGAAGUAUGGAGGGUUGCCCUUGACACACAGACUCUUGAGGAUAACCCAGUUUGUGGAAAACUUGCAAACUUUGUGCCCCUAACUAAUUAUAGGAUAGAACGAAAAUAUGGUGUUUUUAGCAAAUUAGAUGCCUGUACAUUUGUUGCUAAUGUAUACGAUGAAGGGAAUAUCCUUAGUAUCGUAACAGAUAGCUCUCCACAUGGCACUCAUGUUGCUGGUAUUGCUACUGCUUUCCACCCGAAGGAACCCCUGUUGAAUGGAGUUGCACCUGGAGCACAAAUAAUAUCUUGUAAGAUUGGAGACUCGCGUUUAGGUUCAAUGGAGACUGGAACUGGCUUGACUCGAGCCUUGAUUGCUGCUGUGGAGCAUAAAUGUGAUUUGAUCAACAUGAGUUAUGGAGAACCUACACUGCUGCCAGACUAUGGGCGUUUUGUUGACCUUGUUAAUGAAGCUGUGAACAAGCACCAUCUAAUAUUUGUGAGUAGUGCUGGCAAUAGUGGGCCAGCAUUGAGCACUGUUGGAGCACCUGGUGGUACCACAUCAAGCGUUAUAGGAGUUGGUGCAUAUGUCUCUCCUGCAAUGGCUGCUGGUGCUCAUUGUGUAGUUGAAGCUCCAGGCGAAGGGCUUGAGUACACUUGGUCUAGUCGUGGGCCAACCAGUGAUGGAGCUCUUGGUGUCUGUAUAAGUGCUCCUGGUGCGGCUGUUGCUCCUGUUCCUACAUGGACUCUUCAGCAACGCAUGCUUAUGAAUGGAACAUCAAUGUCAUCUCCAUCUGCUUGUGGGGGAAUUGCACUGCUCGUUAGUGCAUUGAAGGCUGAGGGUAUUCCUGUGAGUCCAUACAGUGUAAGGAAGGCUCUUGAAAAUACAUCUGUUCCUAUAGGCAGUUUGCCUGAAGAUAAACUAUCAACUGGACAAGGGCUUAUGCAAGUUGACAAGGCACAUGAAUAUCUAAGGCAGUGCCGGGAUGUACCAUGUGUUUGGUAUCAGAUACAGAUAACUCAGUCUGGUAAAACAACUCCUACAUCACGAGGAAUCUACUUACGGGAGGCUAGUACUUUCCAACAAUCAACCGAGUGGACGGUGCAAGUUGAACCGAAAUUUCAUGAAGGUGCUAGUAAUUUGGAAGAUUUGGUUCCUUUUGAAGAGUGUAUUGAGCUCCAUUCCAGUGACAAGGCAGUUUUGAGGGCUCCCGAUUUUCUCCUUCUUACUCAUAAUGGGCGUAGCUUCAACAUAGUAGUGGAUCCCACCAAGCUUAAUGAAGGUCUGCACUAUUUCGAACUCUAUGGUGUUGAUUGUAAAGCACCAUGGCGCGGUCCUCUUUUCAGAAUCCCUGUUACCAUGACAAAGCCUAUAGCUGUGAUAAGUCGACCUCCACUGUUGUCAUUCUCUAGGAUGUCAUUUUUGCCAGGCCACAUAGAAAGGAGAUUUAUAGAAGUACCUUUUGGUGCUACAUGGGUUGAAGCAACUAUGAAAACAUCAGGAUUUGAUACAGCAAGAAGAUUUUUUGUUGACUCUGUUCAGCUAUGUCCCCUGCAAAGGCCCCUUAAAUGGGAGAGUGUUGUAACAUUCUCUUCUCCUGCUGCCAAAAGCUUUUCAUUUCCUGUUGUGGGUGGUCAAACAAUGGAAUUAGCUAUUGCUCAAUUUUGGUCGAGUGGCAUAGGAAGCCAUGAAACAACUAUUGUGGAUUUUGAGAUUGUGUUUCAUGGAAUUAACAUUAAUAAAGAUGAAGUAGUACUUGAUGGAAGUGAAGGGCCGAUCAGAAUUGAAGCUGAAGCUCUACUGGCUUCUGAGACACUUGCACCGGUUGCUAUUCUAAACAAGAUAAGAAUUCCAUACCGGCCGGUUGAGUCUAAACUUUGUUCUCUCUCAACAGAUCGUGACAAACUACCCUCAGAAAAACGUAUUAUGGCACUUACUUUAACCUACAAGAUCAAAUUGGAAGACGGAGCUGAAGUCAAGCCUCAAGUUCCGUUACUUAACAAUCGUGUAUAUGACACGAAAUUUGAGUCUCAAUUUUAUAUGAUCUCUGAUGCAAACAAGCGUAUACAUGCAAUGGGAGACAUCUAUCCGAGUAAAUCAAAACUGCCCAAGGGAGAGUACAAUUUACGGCUAUAUCUAAGACAUGACAAUGUGCAAUACUUGGAAAAACUGAAGCAGCUGGUGUUGUUCAUCGAGAGAAAUUUGGAAGAGAAGGAUGUAAUCCGAUUGAGCUUCUUCUCCCAACCUGAUGGCCCUUUGAUGGGAAACGGUAGUUUUAAGUCCUCGGUAUUAGUUCCAGGGAAAAAGGAAGCAUUCUAUUUAGGUCCACCAUCCAAAGACAAGCUUCUAAAGUUUUCUCCACAAGGAUCUGUAUUACUUGGAGCCAUCUCGUAUGGGAAGCUAUCAUAUGUUGAUAAGGGAGAGCAGAAAAAUCCGCUAAAGAACCCCGUGUCUUAUCAAAUUUCUUAUAUAGUGCCACCAAAUAAGCUGGACGAGGAAAAAGGAAAAGGUUCUUCUACUUCCACCAAGCCUGUUUCUGAGCGGUUAGAAGAAGAGGUACGAGAUGCAAAGAUUAAAGUUCUUGCAAGCCUGAAGCAAGGUACUGAGGAAGAAUGCUUGGAGUGGAAUAAAUUAUCGUCUUCUCUCAAGUCUGAAUAUCCUAAAUACACCCCAUUGCUUGCCAAGAUAUUGGAAGCUGUACUUUCUCGGAACAAUGACAAGGACAAAAUCUCCCAUGAAAAAGAGGUUAUUGAUGCAGCAAAUGAGGUGGUUGACAGUGUUGACAUAGAUGAGCUGGCAAAAUUUUUUGCACUAAAAAGUGAUCCCGAUGAUGAAGAGGCAGAGAAAAUUAAAAAGAAGAUGGAGACAACCCGUGAUCAAUUAGCAGAGGCAUUGUACCAGAAAGGACUGGCACUAGCAGAGACUGAAUCUUUGCAGGGUGAUAAGCCUGCAGAGGCUGAAGGUGCAGAAGGGGGAGCAGGCUCAGAUUUGUUUGAAAAGAACUUUAAAGAACUUCAAAAAUGGGUUGAAGUCAAGUCCUCCAAAUACGGAACUCUCUCAGUACUACGCGAGAAACGUGCUGGAAGGCAUGGAACUGCACUGAAGGUUCUGAAUGACGUAAUUCAAGACGAUGGAGAGCCUCCCAAGAAGAAGUUCUACGAUCUGAAGAUUUCCUUGCUCGAUGAGAUCGGUUGGCAACAUUUGGCGACACAUGAGAGGCAAUGGAUGCAUGUUCGCUUUCCACCCAGUUUACCUCUUUUUUAGAGGUACUCGAUUUCAAUUCUCAGAGAUCAAACAAUUGCGAAAUAAUAAUAUCACAAAAAAAUGUGCUAGACCCUGUUAUUGAGUUAGCGAGCUUUUCGAGUGCUUCAAGGAUGGUUUGUAUGACAUUUAAAUGAUCGUUUCUCACGCACUCUUCGAUAUGUAAUGUUUAUGAUUAUACUCGUCUUCUUUUGCUCGUUGAACUGAAAUGUUAUUAGUUUUGUUUGCAGAGCAA
Messenger RNA from Malus domestica (apple), 4457 nucleotides. RefSeq names its product tripeptidyl-peptidase 2. Gene Ontology annotation, cellular component: cytosol. Gene Ontology annotation, biological process: proteolysis. The record is from RefSeq and is a predicted model, not a curated record. Lineage: Eukaryota; Viridiplantae; Streptophyta; Magnoliopsida; Rosales; Rosaceae. Gene Ontology annotation, molecular function: tripeptidyl-peptidase activity; serine-type endopeptidase activity.